AUGCAGAGGCAUUGUCGCGCUAUCCUGGGUAGCCUGGCCAAGAACAAAACUGAUUCAACUAUGGAGGACACUAGCAGCAGUUCAUCCUCUAGCGAUUCUGUAUUCACAAUCCCAAUCAACUACCGACUUGUUGAUUUUGUGGGAAAGGGCGACUAUGGACUAGUAGCUAAAUGCAUACGCAGCGACACCGGUGAAGCUGUGGCCCUAAAAAUCUCAAGAUAUUCCUACACUGCCGCACAAGAGGCCUCCAUAUUACAAUACCUCAUGGAGAAGAAUCUGGACCAGAACAACAUUGUUAAGUUCUAUGACUGGGACCAGAUCAAGAACACUACGAGUCUGGUGUUUGAAUUGCUGGAUGUGAACCUGUCACAAUACAUGGCGGAGCACAGUGAGAACCGCCUACCUCUGAAGGACAUCAGAUUCAUCAUCAAAGAGUUGGCCACAGCACUGAGUGCAUUAAGAAGUGCCGGAGUGAUCCAUUCAGAUAUUAAACCAAAAAAUAUCAUGCUGGCAAAGGAUCAAAAGCAGCUUGUAGGAGUAAAGCUGAUCGACUUCGGCCUGGCGUUCCAUACACGUGAAGCUGUGGUGGGCGGUUAUUACCAAAUACCUUAUUACAGGGCACCAGAGAUUAUACUGGGACUCCCUUUCACAGAAGCCAUUGACUUGUGGUCCCUCGGUGUGGUGAUGGGACAGAUGAUGUUUGGUUCAUUGAUCUUCCCUUGGUUCGUCGAGUAUAGUCAGAUGAAGACUAUCUGUGAGAUCUUGGGCCAACCAGCAGACCAUCUUCUUGAUGCGGGUCUAAAAACAAAAGACUUCUUCAUCAAGAAUUCUAGUGACCAGUGGAUGAUGACGACAUAUGACCAGUACUCUAAUAAAAUCUCUAUUGGCAAGAAGAGGUACCCCUUCAGCUCUCUGGAUGAUCUGAAAAUGUUGAGUAAGGAGAUGGUGAGUGAUGAAGAAGCUCAAGAAUGGAUGCAGGCUGUUGAACUCCUGAAAGCAAUUUUUCAGGUGGAUGCCAAUAAGAGGAUCACUCCCACCGGAGUCCUGAAUCAUCCCUUCAUCACCCAGAGCUAUAUCAGUGAAACUCUACAACCAGUUGCCAAUGAGCCCAGCACCCGUCAGGCCUGGCCUGACAUAAUGAGGGCCGAGACUGCCAUUGGGGCUGAUUGCAGUACCCAGGACUGUCAGGGUGAUAGAAAUACCACGUCAGAGUACAGUAUUGAAACCCUAAUGCUGGAUCCUAAACAUGUUGCACUUCCUGACACCACCAAGGAGAUCCAGACAAUCACCACCACAGAGCUGGAUCAAACCACAACAGAGUUCCUCAGAGGCUUGUCCUGGUUGAGGAAGAUAUGUAGCUGUUGUGGUUCUGCGAAAGUUUGGCCUGAGCCUCAAUAG
Molecule: messenger RNA, 1398 nt
Organism: Scomber scombrus (Atlantic mackerel)
Lineage: Eukaryota; Metazoa; Chordata; Actinopteri; Scombriformes; Scombridae
Product: homeodomain-interacting protein kinase 1-like
Exons: 10
Coding region: 1-1398 (465 amino acids)
Biological process (GO): peptidyl-serine phosphorylation; peptidyl-threonine phosphorylation
Cellular component (GO): cytoplasm; nucleus
Molecular function (GO): protein serine/threonine kinase activity; ATP binding; protein tyrosine kinase activity
Source: RefSeq, a predicted model, not a curated record